Molecule: messenger RNA, 282 nt
Organism: Anopheles maculipalpis
Lineage: Eukaryota; Metazoa; Arthropoda; Insecta; Diptera; Culicidae
Exons: 3
Source: RefSeq, a predicted model, not a curated record
GAGAUUGAAAUAUUAUUGGCAGCUAGCUGUCCAAGAGAAGGACUUCUUCCAAGAACAGAAUUUACCUUAGAGCCUUUGAAAACUGAGGAAGAGGUGAAGAUUUUUUAUGAACGUUUAGAAUUAGACAAUUUAUUUAUAACCGUGGGAAGUAACGUGAGUUUAGUUGUAACCUCGGAUUAUUUGGCUAAGUUUUUAAAAACCAAAUUAAAUCAUGCUUGUUCGCGUGUACAUUUAAGUGAGGAAAGAACGACAUUUUGUAAGGUUAAAGAAAAAACGGAUUAA